AUGCUGCAGAGGAGCUGCUGGAAAUGGCACGCAAGGCUUAGCAUCUCGACCACGAGGUUGUCGUUCCCAUGGACCAACGCUCAAUGCCGCCGCUUGGCCAGCAGCGGCCACGAUUCUACCUCCGAGACCGAUGAACCUUUCGACGAACACGAGUACUAUGAAGCCGCCGAGGACGUCGAACACAAGCUGUCUGCAGGCCCGAGAAGGCGAAACAUCACCUCAAUGGGCACUGUGUCUGUGCAGCAGCCUGAUUCAAGCAAAGUCGAAGACUUGAUGACUCGGAUACUGCCACAAAAUAUCGGAAAAGCAUCGCUGCCGAAUACAUUGCCCUCUAUACUGCUACUGCUGGUCACGCCAGCACUCGCGCAACAUGCCCUAUCCGGGGACUUGCCACUGCGAGUGCUCGAGCGAUUCGGCGACAAUCCCACAGCUUCAAAGCCGCUCGACGCCGUCACAGCUGUUGUCGACCGCUUGCCAGUUCCGGGCUCAUCCCGUAAAGCAGAGGAAGGUCUUGCGUAUCACUUUACCACAAGUCCUGGCCCCCUCUCAACCUUCACGCAAGUCCCGCUCCAAAGCUCGACUCAAAAGCCUGGUGCUCUCACAUUUGCAUUUCCUAGGAUGCCCCGAUUUGCCCAUUCCGAGCCAUCUGUGCAGCUCCCAUUGGCGCAGACCAUCUUCUCUACCGGCUUGCCCUCGACCAUGGUCCAUAUGCGAUAUGAGUUUGACCCCCUCAGCGGGCUGCUCCGUAAAUCUGCGUCGCAGAGGCUCGAAGCCCAGACCGUCCGUGUGCCGAUAGGUGCGCAAGAUUUGCAACUGUUGAUGGAAACUCCUUUGGUCCCUUUGACUCCACUCAGGCGAGUCGUGAACUCCAUGGGGAACAUUGUGCGCAAAGUGUCCAGCGAAACCUACGGAGAAGAACAUAAGUCUAAACACCAAGAAUGGCCACCUCAGGAUGAUUCAACGGCCUCUCAGCCCGCCUCGCAAGAACUUGAAGCCGCCGUCACGGAGUACUUCAAGUUGAAUGAUCGUCAGCCAGAGCCAGUCCAAGUCUGGGCCCUGGUCGUUCCACGAGAAACGUUCAGACAAUUCACUUUCACAGUCAAGAAUCCAAAGAACGGCCUCAAAAACCGCUCUGAGUUUCUCAAAUUCAGCCAAUCACAACUGCAGGACACAUGGGUGCCUCGAGAGACGAUUGGAGGUGCCCGGAAAGUGGUUUCAGGGGGGACAAUCAAUUAUGAGCUGAGCAAACUGGUGGGGCUGGGCGCUCGGCUCUGUCAGGUGCUUUCUGGCGGCGGAGGAUGGGGCAAGAAGGCAGGCCUCAUAAGCCUCGAUCCAGACACGAUGUACAGUACGCGUGAUCUGCGUGCCGAUAGUGGCUGGACGUUCGACUUCGACGGGGACGGUGCUGGCGAUUCUUUCAGCGAACAGCAGCAACAAGCGCUCGGGGAUAUUGUGCGUGAAGGGGAUGGUGUCAUGCUCUUUCUGGCGCCUGAACACCUGAAGCACGGAAUUGCUCCACAGCGCGAAGACUUUGGACCUGACCACCGUUCGAUCACAUUCGGAGUACUUCCGUCAAGUAUCGAUGAAAUCCACAAUGGUUCUGUGAAUGACUCCGCUGCUGGAAUAGAAGAAAGUGCGCGUCACCACCCCAACACCUUCGGCCUGCUCUCUGAAGGCGGAAUGGCUUUGACCUUAACUCGGGAUGGGGAGACUGUCAAUCAGACAAGACUCAGUGUGCCCUUUCAGCAGCUGGUAGUUUCAAAUGUCGAUGCGAUGCCGGAUGAGGGUGCGGCGUCUCCUUCCAGAGGCGACAAGACGGCGGCAUCUGCAACUGCGCCCCUCUCCACACAUUCAUCGAUUAUCCAGAGUAAAUCCGAGGCCAAGAGCAACAGCAGCGACAGGCAUGCAGAUUUAGACAAACCGCAGGUGGCCAAGGAGGAGAAACAAUUCAGGAAGGUGAAGCUCUUCCAGAAGGAUAAUCGCAGCUACAAGAGCCAGCUUCUCAAUCAUGUUCUGGAGCAAAAACAGACAGACAUCGUGUUCCCUCGAUCUGUCCAAGGGCGCUCCGACAAUGCUACAGAGCGAGAGGAUACCGACUUCGUCUUCCCUCGUUCUACCCAAGGACACUCCAAGGAUGCUCGCUUUUCCAAGGAAGAGACAUGA
This is a messenger RNA of Zasmidium cellare ATCC 36951, 2163 nucleotides long. RefSeq lists its product as uncharacterized. The coding region runs from base 1 to 2163 and encodes 720 amino acids. The record is from RefSeq and is a predicted model, not a curated record. Lineage: Eukaryota; Fungi; Ascomycota; Dothideomycetes; Mycosphaerellales; Mycosphaerellaceae. The transcript has a single exon.